Molecule: messenger RNA, 486 nt
Organism: Emericellopsis cladophorae
Lineage: Eukaryota; Fungi; Ascomycota; Sordariomycetes; Hypocreales; Bionectriaceae
Product: Dolichyl-diphosphooligosaccharide--protein glycosyltransferase subunit-like protein
Exons: 4
Coding region: 1-486 (161 amino acids)
Biological process (GO): protein N-linked glycosylation
Cellular component (GO): membrane; oligosaccharyltransferase complex
Source: RefSeq, a predicted model, not a curated record
AUGGCUGGCAAGAAGAACGCCAGAUCUGAGCCCGUUGCGGCACCCACGAUGACUGCCGCAUCGACAACUUCCGCGAAAGCACCCUCGACACCGACCAAGAACCCGAUCCCCGUCCCCACGCCUGCCCAGCCAAAAGCUGUCGCCGCGCAAGGUGGCUGGGCCCAAGUCUUCCAGAACUUGUACGAUUACUAUCUCGCCGAGACGCCGCAGCGAACCAAGCUCCUCGAUGUGUUUCUGCUCUUCCUCACGCUCGCGGGCGCUUUGCAGUUCCUGUACUGCAUCCUAGCCGGAAACUACCCUUUCAACGCUUUCCUGUCAGGAUUCUGUGGGACGGUCGGGCAGUUUGUCCUGACGAUUUCACUACGGAUCCAGACGACCGAAGCAAACAAGGCCGACUUCCCCAAGGUAUCGCCCGAAAGGGCAUUUGCCGAUUACGUGGUCUGCAGUCUCAUUCUGCACUUUUUCUGCGUCAACUUCAUCAACUAG